CAUAACCGGACGACUACCACAUUCACAACAAAAACAACCAAAUACUUUAAUAAACAUUAUUUAAAACUUUAACUACCAAAAAGGCUUUAACUGAAAUUCAAAUAAAAAAAAAUAAAAACAAGUUUUUUAAUCUUUCGUCGCAGACGUUUUCGUAAUUUAAACAUCGAAUGUUUUUACCCGGAAGUUACGUCGUACGUUGAGGCGAGUUCGUGAAUUGUAAUUCUGAAUUUGAAUAUUUGAACUGGAUUUUAGUGCUUUGUGAUUGGUUGUGUAUUUAAAAUAGGUUUUUGUUGAUAAAAUGGCGACCGAGGAAGCUGUGCCGGCUAAUGCUGUGGCUGCCCCAGAACCCACGCCGGCACCAGAUCCGACCCCGCAGCAGCCUCCCGACCCGCAGUCAGACGACGAGCGAGAACCUGGGGACUGGCGGCCUUCCCGCCCCGCAACGCCACCGCAGCGUACCGACGACAUCUCCGAGGGUUCCGAAGCCACUGCUAGACCCACCAGAGCUGAACCAGCGAGUCGAUACGGCAACCUCAACUACUGGAAAGCCAGAAGAGUUACCUUCUACAGAAAUGGAGACCCAUUUCACCCCGGUGUGGAGUUUCGGUUUAAGCCGGGCAGAGAUCUGGCGUCCAUGGACUCCCUUCUCGACAGGCUGUCAGAAAGACUGGAACUGCCUCGAGGAGCGAGGUUCAUCUUCGGUAUGGACGGAGACAGAAAGUACAGGCUUGAGGAGUUGGAGGAUGGAGCCUCUUACGUUGUAUCAUCUUAUAAGACGUUCAAGAAAAAUUCUUACCUUGCCGUCGCGACGGUACCGAGUGAAAAGAAACAAAUGAAUAAGGCGGCGAGCUACGGCAAAAAGAACGGCAUGUGGUACGGCGGCACCACGACUGGUACCAGCGCUUGGUCGCGAGCUGGUACUCGCAAGCAGUCGGUCGCGGAGUCCGAUGCUCCUCCUCCAGGCGGCGGCAAGCCAGCCAGCGGCCGCGUCAUCAGGAUCAUCAAUAAUAUGGACCAUUCUAUACAGUGCCGUGUUUUACUGAACUUACGCACAACACAGCCUUUUGAAGAAGUUUUGGAAGAUUUAGGUCAAGUUCUCAAGAUGAGCGGGGCUAAGAGAAUGUACACAAGCACUGGGCAAGAGGUGAGAAGUUUCUCGCAACUACGGAACGAGUUCGCAGACGUGGAGACGUUUUAUUUGGGUUCCUUGAUCGUGGCUCCCGCCUUGAGCCCUGGCAUCAGCGCCCCGCUACCUAUUGAGUCACCUAUUAGGAGAUCUCGAUCACGGGGUAACGUUGCGGCUGCGCCGAUAGCUUCGGAAGACAUGCGCGGGAGACGAGCGAGGAGCAAAAGUCGACCGCGGGUACUAUAUGCACCUGAAGGAGAAAUCGUACGCAAUUCAGAUUACACUUUACUGGAAGUUUUAAAAGAGGAGCCGAUCAGGGUCACGAUCAGAGGUCUUCGGCGCACAUUCUACCCUCCGAUACACCACGCACCCAUCGACAACUCCCCCCCAGACAAGAAACUACAACUAGACUGGGUUUACGGCUACCGUGGAUCGGAUUCCCGUCGCAACUUGUGGGUGUUACCGACCGGCGAGCUGCUGUACUACGUGGCUGCGGUCGCCAUCAUGUACGACAGAGACGAAGAGUCCCAGCGACACUACAUAGGACACACCGAAGAUAUACAAUGCAUGGAACUGCAUCCAUCACGAGAGUUGGUGGCGAGCGGACAGCGCGCUGGCCGCGGCAGGAGGGCGCAGGCACAUGUCCGCAUAUGGAGCACCGACACGCUGCAGACACUACACGUGUUUGGCAUGGCUGAGUUUGAAGCCGGGGUCUCUGCUGUUGCAUUCUCUCAACUUAAUGGAGGCAGCUACGUGCUAGCGGUGGACGCUGGCCGCGAGAGCAUUCUCUCUGUGUGGCAGUGGCAGUGGGGGCAUUUACUUGGAAAAGUUGCGACUUUGCAAGAGGAGCUAACUGGUGCCGCGUUCCAUCCACUUGAUGAUAACCUGCUCAUCACACACGGAAAAGGACAUCUAGCGUUUUGGAAUCGCAGAAAAGAUGGAUUCUUUGAACGCACUGAUAUUAUCAAACCACCAUCGCGCACACAUGUAACCGCUUUGCAGUUUGAACAAGAUGGUGAUGUGGUAACAGCUGAUAGUGAUGGUUUUAUCACAAUAUACAGCGUCGAUAGUGAUGGAGCUUACUUUGUACGAAUGGAAUUUGAGGCUCAUAUCAAAGGCAUUAGUUCAUUGGUGAUGCUCUCUGAAGGAACUUUAAUAUCAGGAGGAGAAAAAGAUAGGAAAAUAGCUGCUUGGGAUUCUCUCCAAAAUUAUAAGAGAAUAACAGAAACGAAGUUGCCUGAGUCUGUAGGUGGCGUACGUAGUAUCUACCCACAGAGACCUGGUAGAAAUGAUGGUAAUAUUUAUGUUGGUACCACACGCAACAAUAUUAUGGAAGGAUCCUUGCAGAGAAGAUUUAACCAGGUGGUGUUUGGACAUCACAAGCAAUUGAUGGGUCUAGCUGUUCAUCCUGAUGAUGAAAUGUUUGCUACAGCUGGACAUGACAAAAACAUAGCACUAUGGAAGGGACACAAACUUGUAUUUGCUACACAGGUCGGAUAUGAGUGUGUAUCUCUGGCGUGGCAUCCAAGUGGAGGAGCGUUGGCUGCAGGCAGCACUGAGGGUCAUCUUGUAGUUCUGAAUGCAGAUGCUGGUGCCCACGUAGCCACAUUACGGGUUUGUGGCUCACCGCUCAGCUGCUUAGCAUAUAACUCUGCUGGCGACACUUUAGCUAUAGGAUCACAAAACGGUAGCAUUUAUUUGUUCCGUGUGUCUCGUGAUGGGUUUUCAUACAAGAAAUCGAAUAAAAUACGAGGAGCUCAAGCUCUCGUGCAACUCGACUGGAGUUUAGACGGCAAUUACUUGCAGACUGUGACUGCUGAUUACGAUCUUGCCUUUUGGGAUAUUAAGUCUUUGUCACCAGAAAAGAGUCCUAUCGCCAUGAAAGAUGUCAAAUGGUCUACUUACAACUCUACUGUUGGGUUCCUUGUAUCAGGAAUGUGGAAUAAUCGAUUCUACCCCAUGACGACUUUAAUAUCUACGGCAAGUCGAUCUGCUGCUCAUGAUCUUCUUGUAAGCGGUGAUCUCGACGGAUACGUGCGUUUGUUCAGGUAUCCUUGUGCAAGUCCAAAAGCAGAAUACAAUGAAAUGAAGGUAUACAGCGGUGCGAUAUACAGCGCCCGCUUCUUAUUCAAUGAUCGCUGCAUGAUCAGCGCUGGAGGAACUGAUGCUGCCUUAAUGCUGUGGGAUCUGGUGGAUGAUUAGCAUAAAGUAGCGCAGGGUCUACGGCCGCCCGCGGUAGUGGUAGCUCCUCCCACACCCUCGCCGCCGCCCCACGCGCUUGUCUCGCAUCCCACUUUCAAAGUGCUGGAUUUUGAUGAACUGGAUUGAACCUCUCAUGGAACGUCCGUGGAUUUUACAGAUAUUUCGGUUUUAGCAUUAAAACCAAUGAAUUUCAGGAUUGCAUUGUGAACGUACUUUAGGGAUGGUAAGCAAGAAAUAAAUUCUUGUCAGAAAUCCCAGAAUUGUUACGAAACACGACACUUUUAUCUACUUUUAUCACAAAACAUAUCAAAGAUUACAUGAGAAUUUGUCUAUUAUAUUUUAGUUAAGUAGGUUUACGUGACUCACUGCCAUUUUAAUGUUGCAUAUAAUUAUAGACGCGUAGUAUUAAUCACGCUACAAUGUUAAGAAAAAUAUAUUGGUAUGUUAUUUAAAAAUUAGCACAAACUAGGAUAUAGGUAAAUGUUGGACAUUUUAUCUGAAGAGGCAAAAUUUAUAAAUUAGCUACCAACUAUUAUUGGUGCUGAUGAUUUAUGAAUUAUUAAUUAUGAAAUUUAAAAAUUACAAUGCAAUACACUUUCAUACUAAUUGUGAUUUAUCAAAACAAAAUUUGAUUUAAAACCUAAGCUGUCAAUGCAUAUUAUAUGACACUGCAUAUUAUAUUAUUUGAAUACGAACUCAAUACGAAGCGUACAUUAAUCAUUGUAGACAAGAGCACUAUUUACAUAUUUAGAUAUACAACAUAAACGUAAUAAUAUUAUAUUAAGUAUAAAAAUAUAUAUCACGAGGACUUCCGGAAUGUGGCAGGCCACAAACAAAAAUUUUGUAUGUUAAGUAUCUCCUCUUUUAAUUUGUCAUUUUUUACAACAAAUAUUGUAAACUAAUGCAUGGUUAGAAAAUAAAUAUACAAAAUAUUUCUGGAGCAGAAGACGCAUAACUCCGUAUAAGUAAUUAAAUAUUAUGUAUACAAAAACACACUGAUUCUGUGUAAAUCAGGAACCACUUGAAAGUUACACUACAUUGACCCAAUACGUGAAAACCUCAUAUCUUUCGGCCUAAAAGUCUUCUGAAGUAUACAAACUAUAUUUUUCUCACCAUUCAAAUUCUUCCAAGAGUUCAUGAAAGCGCUCUGAGUGUUUUGAUUAUAUAGUAAUUUGGGUCAAUGUAGUGAUGUUAAAAUUUAAGAAUUUUAUGAAAGAAAAAAUAUUAAUAAUUAUCUUAUCUAGUCGUUGUAUCUAAACUUAAUUUAUAUUUUAAACGCUUUAGUAAAACUAAAAUCUUCUAAAUGAUACCAAUGCAUUUCACGAAGAAAAGCUUCUAAAUCACUAAAAUAUACUUUUAAUAGUAGUAGCUUUCAAUUUAUAAUGGAUAUUUUGUAGUAUAACAUAAUCAUUUGUUUUAGGUUGUCCAAGACAACUGACAUUUUACAAAUCAUAUAAUUUCUAGCAGGGUACCAGAAAAACCUUCCUAUAUUUAAUCUAUUAUCCAAUAAUCAAGGAUUUAUGUAAAGUUUUGUUUUAUUAAAAUGUAAUUACAUUAUUUCUUUAUACCUAAAUCUUUGAAACCUUGCAAGAUCGUAUUUAUAAAAAAACUUAUUUUACUCAAUGUUUCAGAAAGGCAACCUGUUUUUAUAUACAUAAUAAUUAAAGAAUGAAUAAAAUUAAUAUCAGUUAUGAU
This is a messenger RNA of Spodoptera frugiperda (fall armyworm), 5023 nucleotides long. RefSeq names its product echinoderm microtubule-associated protein-like CG42247 (gene DCX-EMAP). Gene Ontology annotation, biological process: intracellular signal transduction; microtubule cytoskeleton organization. Gene Ontology annotation, molecular function: microtubule binding. The transcript has 21 exons. Gene Ontology annotation, cellular component: mitotic spindle. Lineage: Eukaryota; Metazoa; Arthropoda; Insecta; Lepidoptera; Noctuidae. The record is from RefSeq and is a predicted model, not a curated record. The coding region runs from base 299 to 3328 and encodes 1009 amino acids.